ACCAAAAAGAAAGGAAAAAAAGAAAAGAACAACCGCGAGCGCACAAUCACCCAGACAGGCCUUUUUGUACGUUGCACUUCGUUCCUCUUUGACCUCCUACCACGCCACUUCCGUUUUUUUUGCUUCUGCAUUGCGCUGUCGCUGCUACUACUGUCAUUCUUUCCUUCUUUGCAGGUCUCGUUGUUGUUGCUUCCUACAGCUCUACACUACUCAGACAAAGAGAAAUGCGCUCUGACAGCAGUACCUCUAAAGCCUGGUCUCCGCGUGGAGACAGCUGGCAACAAGGCGGCGGUCGUGGUGCACACCAAGACACCUUGCCGGUUGCAGCAGGACCCUACCAACCACCACCGCAGGUGGAGCCUGCUCGCUACCGGCCUCCUCCCCACAACUUCUCCGAUGCAUCGUCCACCGAGCCCCGGUCGCCGUGGUUGUCGUCGUCGUCGUCGUCCACGCCCUCCUCCUGGGGUGACCGCAGGAAUAGCGACCACUCCGGCUCCAUGCAGCACUUGUCCACACUACCUCCUCCUCCUCCUCUUCCUCCCCCCCGACCACUGCCGCAAUCGCCGCGACCGCAAGCAGCUCAUCCAGCUCAUCGAGCCUACCACGAUCGUUCCGGCCAUCUAGAGGUGCCGCGUGACAACAACAACAAUCUGAUUCACGGCGCUGCUGGUUUACUAGCUGCACGAAUCCGCAAUCCACCCCCGGGCUGUGAGUGGCCGGUCCUUGGCGCCAAUGGCAGUGUUCGGCAGGAGCAGCCUUCUGGCAACAAGCCACGAAACCGGCCCCGCCGGCCCAGCGAGCCGUCGCAGCCGAACCAACUGCCUCCGAGGCAGCUCAGGCCCCCGAUCCCUCCAGAUCACUCGCUGCUCGCCGAGCCAACAUCUGAAGCCGUGGAGAACCCAGACUUGUUUGUCGAGAAGUAUCGCGAGGACACCGAAAUCUGCAGGCGUGCCGCGCAGUAUAUCAACAGUUCUGGAAUGCUGCACCACAUGGCGGAUGUCUACCAGUGGUGGUGGUCACGGAUUCUCGAUAGGAUGGCCCGGAAGGAGUUCAGCGAGAUCACUUUGGAUCCACACGAGAAAAUCCUUAGGAUGCUCCAGGAUAAUGCCGAGAAGACUGCCAACGACCUGGGAGGCAUACGCGAGGAGUUUGAGUUUGUCCCAAUGACCAACUACUACGCUGAAAACAUGAUCCCCAGUGCCGGUUUUACGGUCGGUCAGGUGGAGCUGGCGAGGCGCGAUCCCAAUCGCUGGAACAGGAGAGAUAAACAGCAAGACAAGCUCUUCGCGGAUGAUCCUACCGGUGAAUUGGAGCUGUGGGAAAAGUGGAGGGCCAAAACGACCGAGGAAGCCAAAGAGGGCUACAAGAAGUUCGAGGAAAAGUUGGAAAAGUUGGAGAAGAGGAGGCAAUCCGAGUCGGGAGGCCUGCCCUACGAUGCGAGGAGCAAGUACAAGAAAACCUCACACCAACCCGGAAAUCGCAAUUCCCGCCGAGGAGGUAGGGGGCAGCGCCAGGAGAGAAGUUUCCUUACGCGUGCCCAGUUUGAUGCCAAUACCAGGAUCCAAAAGGGAAAUGGCAGCCCUGCAUUGGGCAGAACCGGAGAGGGAGGAGCCGGAGGAGGAGGUGCUGGCGGAAGAGGAAGGGGACGGUGGACAAUGAGACACGGACGCCGUGGUCGUGCGUAAACCGUCACGACCGCAACACCCAACUUUGGUGCAUCACUUCGAGAUCGAGCAGUACGAGCCCAUCGGCUUGCGAGUACGGCACUUAAGAAUCUUUCUGUGAUGGUUGGGUGUAUUCACGGCCCACCAACUCUUCUCAAGGGAGAGUCUAAGGCCAUUUUUUUCUUUCUAACGAUGUAUUACUAGACACCUUUUUUUCCUUCA
This is a messenger RNA of Tricharina praecox, 1886 nucleotides long. RefSeq lists its product as uncharacterized. Bases 225 to 1685 code for a protein of 486 amino acids. The record is from RefSeq and is a predicted model, not a curated record. Lineage: Eukaryota; Fungi; Ascomycota; Pezizomycetes; Pezizales; Pyronemataceae. The transcript has a single exon.